Messenger RNA from Chara braunii, 1539 nucleotides. NCBI's taxonomy places the organism in Eukaryota, Viridiplantae, Streptophyta, Charophyceae, Charales, Characeae. The record is from the annotation of a GenBank genome assembly.
GCUACAGGGAAGAACCGUGGGGACCCCCAAGACCCCGACCGCGGAUUGAGGAGUAAGACCCCUCUUGGUAUAGGCCGUACGAUCCGGUGGUUGAUGGGCCUAUGAAAGGGCUCUAUUUUCGUCGUUACGAUGACCGACGAGUCCGCUACUACGACGUCAACCUAGGUCUAGAAGCGCUUUUCUUCGACGGACGUGAUGUGACGGGGUUCGUCGAGAAGUGGGAGAGUUAUGCUUACGGAAAGAGUUUCUUCGACAAGGAGUGGAUAGACCACUUCAUCCAGCAUUCGGACCCGGAACUAGACCCUGCGAUUAGGGCUAUCUACCCGGCAGAUGGUCGGUGGAGGACAUUCAAAAGUAGUCUAUUACGAACUUUCGCAUGUGAUGACUUAAUCCUCACCGUAGAGGGCUUGCGUCGUGUUAUGAGGGGGAAACGGAAAAGCUUGGUGGCCUUCACUCGGAGGUUCAAGCGCUUGUCCCAAGCCCUGGUGGAUAGAGGGAUGUUGUCGGAGGUGGAUAGGUAUGUAAUGUUUAUGUUGCACCUACCCGAGGAGAAAAGGAAGGAGGUCCUAGAGAAAGCUCCCCGAGACUCGGCCAAUUUCGAAAGAGUCGCCGAGGUAGUCUUCAUGGGAGGAGGAGUAGACGUGAGAGAAUACAUGAAAGAAACCCUGGACAUGGCGCUCUGUAAUAUGCGCAACACACAAAACGAUGGCCCUCGGGGGAAUGACAGACCACCCCCUGGUCCACCUGUUCCGCGAUGGGGAGAACGCCAAACGGGGUGGAGAAACGAACCAGGAAACCCGGGCGGGUGGAAGUAUGACCGAUACCGAGGCCCCGAUUGGGGAAAUUCCCAUUGGAAGGAUGCUAGGGAUGGAAGAUGGGGAGACACGCCUCAAGUGAGGGCCACAGGGGCACGACCUGAGGUCAGGGCUCCGCCACCCCCCGCACCACCGCCGCCGGCUCCUCCCACGCCGAUAGCCACUGCGACGCAAGGGGGACCACGCCCCAACUACCCGCUAGCUCGAAGCGGGUGUGUUUACUGCAACGAAGAAAGUCACAUCAAGAGGGACUGUCCUCAUCUCACCGAGGCCUUAAGGUUGGGAGUGGUUAAGCUAAAUGAAAACAAAUGGGUUGUGUGGGAUGACAAAGAGCGCGUCCCCUUCUACCCCUCUAUGAAGAUAAAUGUGGACAAGAGAAUCACUCUGCGAGAGGCGAGGUUAGGGAAGCAACCUGAGAGCGGGACGACCGCUAGCACGUCCCGGGUCCAAAUGAUGGAACCGACAGGGGGAAUCUCUACACGGGAGCCUCAAGUCUCGAGCAUCAAGUUUGUAGAGGCGGAACCCGAUGUCCCUGGUCCCCUGCCUGGGGAGGUCAAAGUUCAGGAAGAAGGAACCUGUCUGCGAGUAAGGACCCAAGUGGGGGCCGGAUCUUCAAAGGGCAAGGAGCGGAUGGGGGAAGGAAGAGCAAGGAUGAGGAUUAUCCCAUGAUAGACGCAAGGACUGCCGAAGAGAAGAAGGGAGAAGAGCCGACGUCCAAAAAGUC